Messenger RNA from Gekko japonicus, 4679 nucleotides. RefSeq names its product family with sequence similarity 179 member B (gene TOGARAM1). Bases 1 to 3804 code for a protein of 1267 amino acids. Gene Ontology annotation, biological process: microtubule cytoskeleton organization. Gene Ontology annotation, cellular component: cilium; cytoplasmic microtubule. NCBI's taxonomy places the organism in Eukaryota, Metazoa, Chordata, Lepidosauria, Squamata, Gekkonidae. The record is from RefSeq and is a predicted model, not a curated record. Gene Ontology annotation, molecular function: microtubule binding. The transcript is spliced from 23 exons.
AUGCUCCCCUGCGCGGGGCCCGGCGUCGUCGUCUCCGUCGUCGUGGUCGAGGCGGCGGCGGAGGGCGUCCGAGGAGCGGGGCCCGGCGGACGCGGCGCCCUCGCCGCCCUCCACGCCCGCCUCGCCCGCCGCGCCCUCCCGCGCCUCUCCGAGCGACACGGGCUCCUCGAGUACGCCCUCCCGCUCCCCGGAGACCCCGACGGAGGCCCCGGCCCACCCCCGGGCGCCGACACCGACUGGCUCCUCGAGGCCGCCGACCGCGCCCGCAGCGCCCGCACCGACGCCGGGGACCCCAGUGCCCUCGCCCACGCCGCCUGCCCGCGACGCGUCCUCAGCGCCGGCAAGGGGAAGCUGCCCUGGGAGAGCCACCAGCAGCACCUGCAGCAGCAGCGGGGAGAACCGUUCUCGACAUCAAACGAUUUCUUCCAUUCUCCAAGACUGAGGCCUUCUCAGGGUGCGAUGGCCUCUCACCAGCCUCCGCUGUCGGGAAAACACGGGCUGCUGAGCUUCUGCGGAAAGAGCGGCAGCGUAGAUUCCGACUUGCAGUUCCUCGGUCUGAGUAACCACCGGCACGAGACAGACUCCAUCCGCGCCAGCCUCAGUUUCACCAGCAAGCCCCAGCGGACCUUCUGUAGCCCACCUGAGCCUGCUCCGCCUCUCCUGGGCUCGCACACCACCCCGGGGGCGUUCGUCCUUCCGUCCUACCCCUUCUCGUCGCCCGGCCACAGUCCAAAGCGCGCCUCCCCUCCGGCGGAUCCGCUGAAGAGGUCACCAGGGCACGGGGUCAGCUUCUCCAAUUCCUGGCCGCUUAAGAGCUUCGAAGGCCUUCCGAAACCCACUGCCCAGAAGAAGUUCUCCAGCCCGGUGGCCGGAGGGGACACAGAGGCAAAGCCCCAGGACGCCCCUCCGAUCCAGCUGAAACCCGCCUUUGUGAGAUCUCCGGCUUCACGGAAGGGCCUGAGCGGAACCAAGCCAGUGCCCCCCAUCCCCCGGGGCGUGAGCCCCUUGCCCGAGAGAGCGGGAGGAUUCCGCGACAUGGGGCACAAGAACGGGGAGCCGGAAGACACCUGGUCCAACGCGAGGGACGGGAGGCUGGCGAUCGACCUGUCAGAGCUGGACAUCAACGAGAAGGAGCUCGAUGAGGAGGAGGAGAUGCAGAGUUCUCUCCGGUCUCUGCGUAACAGCGCCGCCAAGAAGAGGGCCAAGCUGAGUGGCAGCACGUCUGACCUGGGGAGCCCAGACUCUCUCCUGAAACUAGACCUGACCUCCGAGUCCCCUUCUUGCUUGUCUUCCCCCAGCACCAGCUCCUACAGCGAAAGCGGGGUCUAUAGCCAGGAGUCGGUGACAUCCCCACUCUCUGCGGAGCCUCAAGGAGGGAGGACUGUGUCAGACAUUUUCCCUCUAGGAGGCAGCUCCCGGCCCAUGAAAAUCUCACCAUCACGGCAUCGAGGUCCCAUCGUCCGAGAACAGAGUCUUGGCACAGGGACCGUCUUUGGCGACACGGUGGCUUCCAGCAUGAACGUCAGCAGUCAGUAUCUCAGCUACAGCAACGGAUCGAGAGAUUACGAGGAUGACCGGCAGAAAGCAGCGAUGCCCGUCGCCUUGAAAGGGCAGAGCAAAGAGCACCAAAGGCACAGCAGGUCCACAAAAGGAUUUGCGGGGCCUUCCUCGAGUUUCCAGCAGCUGGACGGUCUAGGCUUCGUCUCACCGAGUGCCUUGGCGGAGGAUUCCGUAGUCAUUGUUGGGAAAGGGAUGUUUGAAAGCUCACCUUCGGCUUCACUCACCUGCGGCCAGUCGCUGACGUUCCCGGCGGAGAAUGGAGACGCGCCUUCCCUCAAAGCCAGCGUGGAGCCUCUUUCGGGGAUCUACGGGAGAGCCGUCCCGCAGCAGAACCCUGCACCUGACCUGGACGUGGACGUUGAGAGAGAUGUGAAGGUGGCCCUAUCCAAGUCCGCUCGGGAAAAAAUGCGACAGAGGAAGAAAGAAGAAAAAGAGCACCGGGAAGGUGGAGAUCUCGAAAGGAAGGAACCGAGCCCUUGGGAACUCUUGAAGCAAAAUGACUCUGAAAAGAUGGCACCGGAAACGAGAAAUGCGUCCUUCACUCCUCUGUUGAAGAGAACCUCAAGUGUAAAACGAACGCAGGCUGCAGCCCCUGGAGAAUCAGCAGGUGCACGGAUGCCGUUCAGGGACGGGACGCUGUUGAUCACGCGCAGCACAGAGAUCGUGGGACCCACGGAACUGAGGCCUUUCUCCAAGCCGGAGGUGGCUCUUUCAGAAGCACUGCAGUAUCUCGUCGAUGAUGAUUGGGAGAAGAAGAUGGAAGGCCUUAACGCCAUCAUGUGCCUGUCUGCCCACCACCCCGAUACGCUGAUCGCAAAGCUCCACGAGACCAGUCUGGCUGUCGUGCAGGAGGUGAAGAAUCUGCGCUCCGUCGUGUCACGAGCGGCAGUCCUCUGUCUGGGCGCCCUGUUCAGCCACCUGAAGAAGAGCAUGGACCAGGAGCUGGACGGCACGGUCAAGGUCCUCCUGCACAAGGCCGGGGAGUCGAACACCUUCAUCCGGGAAGACGUCGACAAAGCGCUGAGGGCGAUGGGGAGCAGCGUCACGCCCGCCCGCGCGCUCGCUGCGCUGAUCAACGGAGGCCAAAGCCACUUGAACACAGCAGUGAGGAGGUGUGCAGCCCAGCACCUGUCGGACAUCGUGGAGCAUUUGAGACCAGGGCGCGUCUUGUCCGGGAUCAAGGACGUCACAGACAAGGUUUUGUCUGCCGUAGCCAAAUUUGUUCAGGACAGCUCACCGGAAACAAGGUACUACGGCCGGAAGAUGCUCUUCACCUUGAUGACGCACGCAGACUUCGAGAGAAUGCUUGAAAAGUAUGUGCUGCCCAAGGACUUGCCUUAUGUCAAAGAGAGUGUCAGCAGUCUGAGGCAGAAGGGACUGGGAGAGAUGCCCAUCGUCACGCCCUCGGCCAAAGGCAGGCGCUCGCACAUCAGCGCCACGGACAGUUCUCGGUCGGCUUCGGUGUCACGGGACACGCUCAGUGCCGGGGACAGAGAGAUGAGAGAAGUGUGUGAAAUGACCAGGAAACUGGGCCCCCGCAGCGCCUUGGAAAGUGCAGAGUACGUGAAGGUCAUAACGACUUCCCUGAACGCCAAGGACUUUCGGGAGCGGAUCAGUGGAAUCAGACAACUGUUAGCAGACACAGAAAGCAACCCGGACCUGGUGGCUGCCAACAUUGUGAAGAUCUUCGACGCCUUCAAGCCUCGCUUGCACGACUCCAACAGCAAAGUGAACCAGGUGGCCCUGGAGACCAUGCGCCAGUUGAUCCCCCUGCUGAAGGAGAAGCUGUCCCCGGUCAUCCACAUGCUCAUUCCUGCCUUGGUGGACAACAACCUCAACUCCAAGAACCCGGGCAUCUACGCUGCCGCCACCGGCGUCAUCCACGCCCUUUGCCAGCACUUGGACAAUUACCUGCUCCUCCAGCCAUUCUGCACAAAAGCCCAGUUCCUGAGCGGAAAAGCCAAACAAGACGUCACUGAAAUACUAGCCGAGCUCGUCGUCGAGUUGUAUCCCCGGAAGCCUCACGCCGUGGAGCAGAAAGUCCCAGUGGUUUUGUGGCACCUCUUGGGCAGCAUGACCAACAGCGGCUCCUUGCCCGGAGCCGGCGGGAACAUCCGGGCGGCCACCGCAAAGUUGUCAAAAGCACUUUUUGCACAAAUGGGUCAGAACCUGCUCGUCCAGGCCGCCUCCCAGCCCCCGCACAUCAAAAGGACUUUGGAGGAAUUCCUCGACCCAGCCACCUGAAGCGGACUCGGCAGGGGGGGCCGUUCAGAGACCGAGCCCGUCGCGGGUGACCGUACUGGGUGUACGUGGAGCGGAGCGGUCUCUGGGGUGGUUCUUUACAGUGCCUGUGUCGUUCACGCAGAAGCGGACUCGGCGUGGCGGCCCCGAAUGACCCACCGAGGACGGCUCGGCUGUUCCAUUAAAGUCCUGCACCGUCAGAGGUCAGUGUGACCCUUGGAGCUUCGUCUCUUCCCGGGUGCUGUUCCAACAUCCCAUGGAAUCGGGAGCGGGUGCCUUGGGAGGCAAAGUCCAGCCUGGCUUGUUUGCCCUCUCCUUGGCCCUGAGGCACAGUGCCCCUGCACACACUCACGGAGAUGAAAAUAUUAAAAGUAGGAGUAGUUUUAAUCAUGAAAUCAUGUUAUGACACAUCCUUUCUCGUAGCCUUACAUGGGAACACACAAAGUCCUUGGGACACACACACACACACACACGCAUCUGACAAACAGGGUUCUGUGUGACGUUUGUGAACAAAAGAUGUCUUGUCUGAAUCAGUCCCGCCCACGACUGCACAGUGUUAGCGUUGCUCCCCCUGCUGCCGAGGACGAGCCCCACCCUGCUUGACACUUGGGCGUCAUCGUCUGCACACUCUUCUAACCAGUCACAAUGAAGCACGUUGACCAAAAUUUAUGGGAGAUGGAUAAUUUUUAGAGGUUUCGAAACGACACAUGUCUUAAAAGAAGCGUCAACGUGUUGAAAUGUCACUUUCGUAUUUUUAGCGUGGAAAGACAAGAUUGAAUUUUAUCUCUGUCCAGAAUUUAUAAAGGUGUUCACUUCUCUACCCUGCUGUGCAAUCCUCAGCGGUAUAGUGCCAGUUCUCCUCCUCCUCCUCCUCCUUU